AUGUCUGUAGCCGAGACGAGAUUUUACUGUGAAAUUCCAGAUAAUCCAAAUAAAAGUAACGCUUUGCCAGCUAAUGACAAUAUUUAUGAAACGACGCGCAUUCAACCACAAAAGCACAAAGAUACUAAAGGCACAACAGUAAGAAGAGGACUAGUUGCUCUGUCAAUAUUUUUAUCAAUGGUUGUUGGGCUUGUUGUUUUCUGUCUUGUGAUCAUCACACAGCUCCAGAGUGAGAUGAAAAUUAUGAAAGAGCAAUUGGCACACCAAGGAGACCAGUCAUUUGCUAGGUUAAAAUGGCUAGAGGAAAAUGCCUCAGACUUGAUUUAUUUUAAACUUAAUGAACAGCAGAUUCGAAUAAAUCAAUCAGUUGAAGAUAUUUCAAGUUCUCACCAGCAAUUCAUGAAAUCGGUUAUACAAGAACUUUUCCCGAGAGAUUGCACAAGUGUAAAUCGAAAAUAUGCAAAAAUUCAGAACACCACCGGAGGAGUCUUUGAUAUUUAUCCGGUCUCAAGGAACCAACCUGUCGAAGUUUACUGCAAUAUUGUAACAGAUGGAGGCGGAUGGAUUGUGUUUCAAAGACGAUUGGACGGAACAGAAGAUUUUUACAGAGGAUGGAACGACUACGGCAAUGGUUUUGGAGAAAAAGACAAAGAAAUGUGGUUAGGCUUGGAAACAAUCCAUCAACUGACUAAAAAUGGAAAUUUCGAACUAAGAGUUGAUUUGGAAGAUUUUAAUGGAAACACUGCUUAUGCUAAAUAUGGCCGCACAAAUUAUAGCUAUUUUUCUGCAAACAAGGACCCUGCUUCUGACGUUAUUGUGGCACAACAAAAGUUAUUUCGACAUGGUGUAUCAGGUUACACCACAAUGAUCGUGGUGGUUCCAAGCUUGGAAACAAUCUAUCAACUGACUAAAAACGGAAGUUCCGAACUAAGAGUUGAUUUGGAAGAUUUUAAUGGAAACACUGUGUAUGCUAAAUAUGGGUAUUAA
This is a messenger RNA of Styela clava, 987 nucleotides long. NCBI's taxonomy places the organism in Eukaryota, Metazoa, Chordata, Ascidiacea, Stolidobranchia, Styelidae. The record is from RefSeq and is a predicted model, not a curated record.